AUGGCUCUGAUCGAGUACUCCAUCGCCCAGAAGCAGCUUAAGGAGGCCGACUUUUCCGACAUGUUCACCGGGCGCCUGCGCACCGAGAUCCCCCCCUCGCUGGAGCACCUGUGCGGGGCCCUCAAGUCGCAGAAGGCCCUGCGCAUGCUGAAUGUCUCGGACAAUGCCGUUGGCCUGACCGGCGUCCAGGCCAUGGCCCCGCUGCUGCGCGAGCACCGCACCCUCGAGCGCCUGUACAUCACCAACUGCGGCCUCGGCCCGGCCGGCGGGUCUGGCCUGGCGGACGCCCUGCGCGGGAUGAUUGCCCCGGACGGCUCGUGCGCCCUGCGCAUCCUCUACUGCAGCCGCAACCGCCUGGAGAAUGUGGCCGCCGCGCGGAUGGGCGAGACCUUCGCCGCGCUCAAGUCCCUGCGGGAGGUUCGCCUCUUCCAGAAUGGCAUCCGGCCGUUCGGCAUCUCGCGCCUGAUCCUGGGCCUGGCGCACAACCCGGAGCUCCUGCGCCUGGACCUCGAGGACAACCUCAUCCGGUAUGCCGGCGCGCGCUUUGUGGCGCGCGCCCUCGAGGCCGGCUGCUGGCCCAACCUGGCGUCCCUGAUCUUGGGCGACUGCAUGGUCGGCUCGCGGGGCACCGAGCGCAUCGUGCGCGCCCUGGCCACCAAGGCCCCGGCCCCCACCGCCACCACCACGGCCACCGCGCUCCCCACCCCGGAGGAGGGGCAGGUUGUCUCGCUGGAGAGCCUGGUCGGCACCGAGUAUGCCGGUCUCCGCGAGCUGAACCUCGCCUAUGCUGAGGCCAGCCCGACCGCCCUGGCCGGCCUGCCGGAGCUCCUGCGCGUCCAUCCGCUGCUCAGUUCGCUGGUCCUCUCGGGCAACGAGCUGAAGGCCGAUACCCUUGCCGCCAUCCGCGCCGUCGUGCGUGACAUGACCUGCCCGGAGCUGCUCAACUAUUCCGACGAUGAGGAUAGCGAGGCCGAUUCCGACGAGGGGUCCGACUCGGACUCCGACUCCGGCUCCGACUCCGAGGAUGAUGAUGCCGGCUCCGAGGCCUUCACCGAUGACUCGGAUGACAUCUACGCCGCCGGGACCACUGCCGCCGGGACCGCCACCACCGAGCUGGAGUCCGCCCUGGAGAAGCUGUCCAUCUGA
This is a messenger RNA of Fonticula alba, 1146 nucleotides long. RefSeq lists its product as hypothetical. The transcript has 3 exons. The record is from RefSeq and is a predicted model, not a curated record. Lineage: Eukaryota; Rotosphaerida; Fonticulaceae. Gene Ontology annotation, cellular component: perinuclear region of cytoplasm; nucleus; cytosol. The coding region runs from base 1 to 1146 and encodes 381 amino acids. Gene Ontology annotation, molecular function: GTPase activator activity; small GTPase binding. Gene Ontology annotation, biological process: nucleocytoplasmic transport; activation of GTPase activity.